AUUAACCAGACAAAUACAAAUCAUAUAUUUUUCUCCGUUGAUUGACAAGUGUUUCGUCUUAUCGACCCUUGACGCAGGUGAAGAACAUAUCAUUUUAAUUUGACACAUUUUACCAAGGAAGUAUUGAUCCAAGCAAGUAAUUUUCUACCAGUUAUUUCGUCUGAGUGUCUACAUGGUUUAAAUCUAUACGCAGAAGAAACAGAGAGAAAAUAAACCAUGAUGAAAUUCCUUGCCUACAUCGUUUGCUUCUCUGUUCUCCUUACAGGUUGCAGGUGUAUUCCUCACACAACGCACUUGGGUCAAUUUGGAAUGAUGCAAAAAUGCCUACUUGGAAAGAGUGUAAUCGAAGUUAGUCUUGAUUAUAUCGGCUAUGGCUGUUAUUGUGGCUUUGGUGGUGACGGUGUUCCUCUGGAUGAUACAGAUAGAUGUUGUGAAGUCCAUGAUGACUGCUACACAGUCGUGCAAACCAGUGGCAUGUGCCGUGGCUACAAUCAUGCUUACAUCAUUCCCUACAACUAUAAAGCCUUCCAAUGUGGCACAUACCGGGCGGUGAUUACCUGCUUGGAUGCAAGCAGCUAUGACGCAGAUUACAAGUACACUGACUGUGCCAUGGCUAUGUGUGCCUGCGACAAGGCUGGGGCGGAAUGCUUCCAAAGUACUAGACCAACGUUCAACCAAGACUACAUCAGAUAUAAACAAAUAAGAUGUUAA
Strongylocentrotus purpuratus (purple sea urchin) is the source of this 711-nucleotide messenger RNA. Its product is annotated as phospholipase A2 AP-PLA2-I-like. The coding region runs from base 217 to 711 and encodes 164 amino acids. The record is from RefSeq and is a predicted model, not a curated record. The transcript is spliced from 4 exons. NCBI's taxonomy places the organism in Eukaryota, Metazoa, Echinodermata, Echinoidea, Camarodonta, Strongylocentrotidae. Gene Ontology annotation, biological process: phospholipid metabolic process; lipid catabolic process; arachidonate secretion. Gene Ontology annotation, molecular function: phospholipid binding; calcium ion binding.